UAAAUAAUUUCUAUUUAUAUUGAAAUAAACGGGCCUGAAUGAAAGGUUUAGGUAAGGAUCAAACACGCGAUAAAAAUGCCUGAAGUAAUGAUAUCUGGCAUACCAGUCAGUUUUCCUUUCGAGCCGUAUGAAGUGCAAAGAGCGUAUAUGGAAAAAGUGAUUGAAAGUUUACAAAACAAUACCAAUGCUUUGCUGGAGUCACCGACUGGAACAGGAAAGACCCUAAGCUUGCUGUGUUCUUCACUAGCCUGGUUGUUAGUGAAGAAGGCUCAGCUCCAAAUGAAUGCACAAGUAGGUAAUUUCUCGGAGCACAGCGGAGGCGGUUUUAGUAGCAAUUUAAAGGAAAGUUUAAAAGCAAGUGGCAAAUCUAAAGAUAACACAUCAUGGGGUAUGCCAAAAAUUAUUUAUUCAUCCCGAACACAUUCACAGUUAACACAGGCGAUGCAGGAAUUAAAACGAUCAAGUUACCGACAUGUAAAAGCGGCUGUGUUAGGGUCGAGAGAUCAAAUGUGUAUUCAUCCAGAAGUUUCUAAAGAGACUAACAAUAUGAAUAAAGUGCACAUGUGUCAACUUAGAGUUAAAGCUAGGACUUGUUUCUUCUAUAACAAUGUUGAGUCAAAGAAGGAAGAUAGGUCAGUUAAAGGAGAUGAUAUAUUAGACAUUGAAGAUUUAGUCGGUGUAGGUAAAAAGUUAAAAUGCUGUCCGUAUUAUUUAUCCAAAGAACUUAAACAAGAUGCUGAUAUAAUAUUUAUGCCUUACAAUUAUAUACUGGAUCCAAAAUCAAGAAAAGCAAAUGGAGUGGAACUUCUAAAUAAUAUUGUGAUAUUGGAUGAAGCUCAUAAUGUUGAAAAAAUGUGUGAAGAGUCUGCAUCACUACAGAUCCGCACAACCGAUGUGGCUUUGUGUAUUGAUGAAGUAACACAUGUUAUGAAAAGUUUUGUUGAGAGCAAUGAAGAAAUGGAUGCAACUAUUGACAAUACUACACCUAAAGAUUUUACUUGUGAUGAUCUGUGUAUUUUGAAAGAAAUGAUGCUGGCAUUAGAGAAAGCUAUAGAUGAAAUUAGUGUAGGUAGCGAGGGAACUACCUACCCUGGUAGUUUUAUAUUUGAGCUUCUAUCAAAGGCAGAGAUCAAAGAUCAUAACCAAAUGACAGUCAUCACUUUAAUAGAAAAUCUUAUUCAAUAUCUGUCCACAGCUAAUGCAUCACCAUUCCAACGGAAAGGUGUGGGCUUACAGAAAAUUGUAGAUUUGUUAAAUGUUGUCUUUAGUGGUACCACACACGCUUAUAAGGAGCGUGUGAAACUAUGUUACAAAGUGCAUAUAAGUGUAGAGGAUAAAAAGAACAAAAAGUCUGAUAGUUGGGGCACUUUAAAGACAACCAGUACUAAAACUAGUGAAAGAGUUCUCAGUUAUUGGUGUUUCAGUCCCGGUUUUGGUAUGAAACAAUUAUUGGAACAGAAUGUUAAAAGCAUUAUUUUAACCAGUGGUACUCUUGCGCCUUUAAAACCCUUAAUAUCAGAAUUAGGAAUACCAAUAGGUGUUUUAUUAGAGAAUCCACAUAUUGUGAAAUCUAAUCAGAUAUGCGUUAAGAUCAUUGGUCAAGGUCCAGAUGGUACACAACUCAACUCAAACUAUCAAAAUAGGGAUAAUCCAAAAUAUAUUUCAUCUUUAGGUCGAACAAUUUUAAGUUUCUGUAGAGUUGUACCUGAUGGAGUUUUAGUUUUCUUUCCAUCUUAUCCGAUUAUGUCCAAAUGUCAAGAGAUGUGGCAAAAUGAUGGUAUCUGGUCUGGCAUCAAUAAUAUUAAACCAAUAUUUGUUGAACCACAACGAAAAGACACAUUUAAUGCUAUUAUAAACGAUUUCUAUAGCAAAAUAAGUGAUCCUAGUACCAAAGGAGCUUGUUUUAUGGCGGUAUGCAGAGGUAAGGUAUCAGAAGGUUUAGAUUUUGCUGAUAUAAAUGGAAGAGCUGUUAUAAUAACUGGACUCCCCUUUCCACCAUUAAGGGACCCGAGAAUUAUACUCAAGAAGAAAUACUUGGAAGAACUCAGAGUAAAAGACAAAGAAUACUUAUCAGGUGAUGAAUGGUAUGCUUUAGAAGCAACAAGAGCUGUUAAUCAAGCUAUUGGUAGAGUCAUCAGACACAAAAAUGAUUAUGGAGCAAUAUUACUUUGUGAUAGUAGAUUUAACAGUCCAAAGUUAAAAAAUCAGCUCUCCGCUUGGCUGAGGGAUUACAUAAAUUUAUCAAAUAAAUUUGGUGAAACUGUGAGUGAAGUUUGUAGAUUUUUUAAGAAUGCGGAAACUUCUUUGCCAGCUCCAAAAUUAAAACCACUUCUACCUCAUGAGAGCAAUGUUAACUACAAAGAAAGUACUGCAUCAUCUAGUGCUUCAUUUCCUUCGGCAAACACAAGAGUGAUAAAUAAAAACCCUCAAAACAAAUCUGUAAAUCAAUAUCCAAACUCUAAUGAAGUGUAUGCAGAUUUUUCUAUGGAUUUUUAUAAGAACGCUCAAGCAUCAAAUUAUUUAAAUGAAUUUCGACCUAAAGAGACUAAAGACCUCUUCAGUGCAUUAGAUUGCAGUAAUGAUUCUAUCAAAACAGAACCACAAUCACUGGUUACAAUACAUAAAAGGACUGCUGAAGAAGUGAGUUUAAAUUCUAUUGCUAAAAAGAAAAAGUUAAAAAUCAAAGCUUUUGGUUUUGAAGAGAACCUUACAAAGAGCAAUGACAGUAGUAACAUAGAAAGAGUUGCUCCCGAGUCUCUGAUUGAUUUUGUUAAAGAAAUUAAAGUGCUAUUAGAUGGGGAGGAGUACAAGCAAUUUCAAAUAUCAAUAUCAGCAUACAAAAAAGAAGGAAAUUAUGGCAUGUUAUUGGAGACAUUGAUUGGUUUAUUUGAAAAUACAAAGUUAUUUUACUUAUUCAAGGGCAUGAAGAGAUUUCUAAAGGAGGAACAUAAGCAGGAAUUUCAGAUAUAUUGUGAUAAUGUUAAAUUAACCAGAUGAUUUAUUAUGUUCUUUUAUUAAAUUAUUUGUAAA
Molecule: messenger RNA, 3030 nt
Organism: Papilio polytes (common Mormon)
Lineage: Eukaryota; Metazoa; Arthropoda; Insecta; Lepidoptera; Papilionidae
Gene: Rtel1
Product: regulator of telomere elongation helicase 1 homolog
Exons: 1
Coding region: 76-2997 (973 amino acids)
Biological process (GO): negative regulation of DNA recombination; DNA recombination; regulation of double-strand break repair via homologous recombination
Cellular component (GO): nucleus
Molecular function (GO): DNA polymerase binding; DNA helicase activity; hydrolase activity, acting on acid anhydrides, in phosphorus-containing anhydrides
Source: RefSeq, a predicted model, not a curated record